CUCAGUCCAACAAGCACCCAUUGGAUCACCUGUUAAGAACAAUGCAGUAUGUUUUGUUGUUUCUGGGCAAUGAUAUUAAAUACAGAAGCUGAGCGUCGGUACAGAACAUUCAUUAACCUCACAGGAUUUCAUCUGCUGAGGGUUUUCUGUGGCUGGAGUGUGACGUACCUAACAACAGCAUUUCCUGGACCAUCUUGAACCGAACAUUGUUGCAGUAUAACUAAUGCUGCCUGAGUCGGCAGCCCAAACUAGCCAUACAGUCAAAAUGCUGGGUAUCAUAGAGCAAUGGGAUGAGGCAUCUGGCUGUCACACUGGCAACACUGACAAAUAUCUGUUACUUAUGUUUUUCAAGUUGGGACUGGACGCAGCUGUCCUUCACUUAUGCUGCCCGAAGCGGUACACCUCCUUUUUAAGCAUAUGCAGCCUGUCCAUCGUCCUGGCUGACUUGGUGAUGGUGUUAUUUGUGGCAAGCAUGUGGUUUCUUGGUCCCGACAGGUAUCUUGUGUCACUCUGCUUCAUCUUGGCAAAGGCCUCAACAACAUAUGGAGCACUGCCGCUGCCCAUGAUGUGCCUGGGUUUUCUGGACUAUUGUUUAGUAGACAGCAACCUCUGCAACCAGAGCACCUUUGGCAAAUACCUGAGGAACGCUUCCCUGACAGUGCUGGUGUGGAUACUAGCUUACAUUUACUCUUUUGUUUCUGCCAACUCUGAUCUGAUGGAACUGGAUUAUGUGACAGGGAUAAAGGCUCUAGUGUGUCAAGUAGAGGAGUCUGCACUGAUUGCGUAUUUUAUUUUGGGGCUUUUCACAUGUGUAAUAUGCACAAUGCUGCCCUAUUGGUCAAUGAUUCCCCAGUGGCUGAAAGAGGCUGAGAGGUUAUCUGAAGAGAGGGAAGAACAAGGAAACCAGAGCAGCGACUUCUUGUUCAUCUCAACCAACAACACCGAGACAAAAAGCAGCAAGGAGAACUAUCAGGAGACCGUCCAACCGUACCCGCCUCUGUGGUUCAGCCUAACACUGGGCUUUGGUGUAUUUUGGAUACCCUAUCUCACCGUUUCUGUGGCCUGUAUGGUCUUAGGCUACGGAGUACCUGCCUAUAUCACGGUUAACCUUCUAUGGUUGGAGUGUACAAACAGUUUCCUGAUGGGUGUGGUGUUCUGGGUAAACAGCAAGUCGCAAGGACCAUACAGCCAACUGCCAGAAAACGUGUGCUUGUGGCACGUGUACUGGCAUUUGAGCAAAGGGACGCGACAACACCAACUCCCUGUGGCUGUGUUUAACCCAUCAAAGGUGAAGAGAAACUCUCUCCUUCACGUGUAAUAGAAAAAGAGGUCGACAAUAAAAAUGUUACAUCGCACACCUGACAGCCAUCAGCAAGGGGAAGGCAUGAUGGGAGAAAGUGAAUUAAGACUUGAGCUACUAUCUAUGAAUGGUUGACCUGUGUAAAUGCUGCGUGUUGGAUGCUUAAACUUAAGCCUGGACACAGACACACAUCUCUCACCUCUCCAUCAGCACAUGCAGAAGUGUUUGGGGGCAAAUAAUUAAACUGCUCAAAUGCUGCAGCCGACAAGAGGCUGUGACUGAACCUUCAAAUGUAAUUCUUUGCCGAGUUUGGGAGCAAAGUUUUGCUGAAAGCUGUAAUCAUAAUGCUAAACUUUUGAAAAGAAUACAGAAAUCACACCAUACAUUUUCUAAUUUCUACAUUUAUUUGUAUGUGUUUGUCAUACAGCCCUUUACAAAGAUAAUUUUAGACUUGAGGGAAAUGCUGUGUUGACUCAUGAUUUAUAUGUAUUUCUUUUUUUUUUUACAUGUAUUGCUUCUCAAUAAAUAUCUCGAAACACA
This is a messenger RNA of Plectropomus leopardus (leopard coralgrouper), 1840 nucleotides long. RefSeq names its product putative G protein-coupled receptor 160. NCBI's taxonomy places the organism in Eukaryota, Metazoa, Chordata, Actinopteri, Perciformes, Serranidae. Gene Ontology annotation, cellular component: signaling receptor complex; plasma membrane. The record is from RefSeq and is a predicted model, not a curated record.